Schizophyllum commune H4-8 is the source of this 1931-nucleotide messenger RNA. RefSeq lists its product as uncharacterized. Gene Ontology annotation, molecular function: DNA-binding transcription activator activity, RNA polymerase II-specific; transcription cis-regulatory region binding. Lineage: Eukaryota; Fungi; Basidiomycota; Agaricomycetes; Agaricales; Schizophyllaceae. Gene Ontology annotation, cellular component: RNA polymerase II transcription regulator complex; nucleus. The record is from RefSeq and is a predicted model, not a curated record. The coding region runs from base 140 to 1783 and encodes 547 amino acids. The transcript has 4 exons.
CCAGACCCGGCUGCACGGAUCGGCCGAACGCCGGACACGGCCGAAGCCGGGAUGUGAUAAGAUUUGAUAAAGUCAGCCGAUAAGAUUGCACACUUGCCUCCUCCUCCCUUGAACUCCUGGGGCUGCCGCCAUCUGAGCAAUGUCGUCCGCCGUGGCACCCGGCUCUGCAUCGUCUUCGACGACACUCUGGGCGACAGCCUCCAAGGAAUGGGUCAUUCCUUCGAAACCAAAGCCGGGCAGGAAGCCCAAGAAAGAGACCAUCCAGGCGAAGGACGGCGACAACCAGGUGGAUGACAAGGGUCGUCGCGUGCAGAACAGGGCCGCCCAGCGCGCCUUUCGGGAGAGGAAGCAAUCGCAGCUCGCAGAGCUGCAGGCUCGCCUCCAAGCAUACGAACAGGGCGAGAUUGAGCGCAAUGUCGCGCUGCAGAAUAUUGCGAAGCGAUUGAAGGAGGAGAACGAGGCACUGCGCCAGGAAAAUAUCGCGCUGAAGGAGAAGCUGAGCAAGUAUGAGGACCAACAGCAACAGCAGCCGACGGCGUCGACGUCGGCGCUGCCACCCGAGAACGAGAAAAAGCGAGGGCGUGCUGCAUCUGCGUGUACUUCACGCAAGAAGUCCAAGGUUGACCCGCCACCUGCUGAACCUCAGGUGACGUCGCCCUACGCCCCCAUAGCCUCCCCGCCAGAGCUCGUCUCGUCGCCCGAGUCCGUCGACACACCCGAGGACCUGCGCUACUCACCCCCACUCACCGUCGACCCGCCCCAAACCUGCUACUCCUCAUCCUCCAAGCCCAGCACAUACGCCCAGGCCAUCUCUGAGCCCGCCUUCGACUGUGGCUUCUGCUCUGAGGACACACCCUGCGUCUGCCGCAUCGCGUUCCAGCAGGCGAGCGAGGGCCUGGCCGCGGAGGCGCAGAAGUUGAGCGCGCCCUCGCUCCCGACGCUCAUCGCAUUCGACGACCCGGACAAGUCGUCCAUCCUCGACAACCUGCCGACGUACCAGCCGCCCGUGCCCCUGCGUCGCCGCGCGGCAGCCGCCCCGGUCAACUCGAUCUUCGCCGUUGCACCGGUCAACUCCUCCGCCUCAGCCGAGCCUAUGUGCUCCGGCGACCCCUCUAACUGCGCCGCGUGCGCCAGCGACACGUUCGGCAAGGCCUUCUGCGAGGCGCUCGUCGAGUCGAGCGAGGCGGAACCCGCCCCAGCUGCCCGCUGCGCGGACUGUCCGGGCGAUUGCGACCGCAUGCGUGGUGGUGGCAGUAGCUCGUAUGCGCCUCGUACUAGCUAUAGCGGGUACUCAACAGCACCCGAUUUCCCAGCACCCGAGCCGGGAACAUCGACCUUGCCUAAUACCUCGCACACGAUCCCCACUCACGAAGCGUGGCAGCAGCUCAAGUCGCACCCCAACGUCGCGUUCGAGGACCUCGCGAUGCUCGCCGACGUCGUCUCGCGCCGGUCCAAGUGCACGGGCCCGCGCGUUGUGAUCGAGCCCGCGCCCGGGAGCAUCACGCCCGAGAGGUCCAGCACGCCCGAGCCGGCGAGUGCACCGAUCUCUAGCACACCCGUCGCGCCCAAUCGACGCACUCCCAUCGCGUCCAAUCAUUCCACUAUGCCACUCGAUCGGUCCCCGACACCCACCGCGCCACCACUCAAGCAGGAGGAGGACGACCGCCCCAUGCUGGUGCCCCAGCACGUCCUCAAGACGUGUGGCCGGCGCGGCAUGCGGGAGGUCGAGGUGACGGCGGUCCAGGAGGCGCUGCGUCUGCUGGAUGCGAAGUUCCGGUUGUAGGGUGGGGUUGGUCGGUUUUAGUGGCAGUCGUUGCUUGGUUCGGCUGCACGCAGGUGUGCAGUGCCGCUGAUCUUAGGUAUCGCACGCCGUAGCUCUCUAGCACACCCCACGCGAUCACAUCUUGUACUCUACUUAGCUCUGGAAUGGG